Messenger RNA from Aspergillus niger, 747 nucleotides. RefSeq lists its product as uncharacterized. The record is from RefSeq and is a predicted model, not a curated record. Gene Ontology annotation, molecular function: oxidoreductase activity. The coding region runs from base 1 to 747 and encodes 248 amino acids. NCBI's taxonomy places the organism in Eukaryota, Fungi, Ascomycota, Eurotiomycetes, Eurotiales, Aspergillaceae. The transcript has a single exon.
AUGGCGACUCGCAUCUCGAAGUUUACCUUGUUGAAAAGACGGUCAGAUCUUACCCACGACGAGUAUAACGAACAUUGGCAUACUACACACGCUCAUGUACUCGCCUCUCUGCCGGCGUUCUGGAAAUACAGCGAAUCCUAUGUACAGAACCACCUUCUGCCAAUGCCGGCCUCGCUGGCCGGCGAUGCGGACGUGCCAUUUGAUGGCAUUGCCAAGACAUAUCAGACCCCUCGGGACGACAUGAACAGACAGGACUUUUUCACGGAUCCCUCCUAUUUGACUAUCGUGCGAGAGGAUGAGUUGAAAUUCCUUUCUAUACAUUCUUGUACCUCGAUAUAUGGCACGGAACACAUCAUCAAGGAUGGCCCAACAUCUGGGGUAAAAUACCUGUCAUUCUUGCGCCGAUCAGAGAGUCUGGACCAAGAGACUUUUCUUAGCUAUUGGCUUACUCAACACGCACCCCUAGUUAAGAGUGUCGAGUCAUUCUACAAGCUCGUUCGGCGAUAUGUCCAGCAUCAUGGGUUGCUCAAACUGCAUCGAGCAAUGAGUGAGGAGGGAAGUUCUGAGACUUUUUCUGGAGUUGUUGAACUUUACUUCGACUCAAUCGAAGAUUUGGAAACCGCGUUCAACCUACCAGACUAUUUGGAGACUAUUCGACAGGACGAACGGAAAUUCCUAUGUGGUUCUAGCAUGCGAUUCAUUGUUGAGGAGCGCCCAGUAUUGAAGCCGAAGGGCUUAUCACCAUGA